Molecule: messenger RNA, 1881 nt
Organism: Helianthus annuus (common sunflower)
Lineage: Eukaryota; Viridiplantae; Streptophyta; Magnoliopsida; Asterales; Asteraceae
Exons: 1
Coding region: 1-1881 (626 amino acids)
Source: RefSeq, a predicted model, not a curated record
AUGCCAGUAUGGUGCCACAUGUUCGUGCAAACCCUAACGGAGGGAGCCCGGCUUUGGUUUGAUAGUCUUCCCCCGGGGAGUAUAGAUAGCUAUGAAGAACUGAGCGAGAAGUUCCUCAGGAACUUUGGCCAACAGAGGAAGGUGGUCAAAAAUCCAAAUGAAAUCCUUCACAUCAGACAAAGGGAUAACGAGCGAAUAGACCAAUACAUGGAGAGGUUUGUUAAGGAAAGUAUGAACAUCAAGGACGUCCCGGAGGUCAUGAAGAUCAGUAGUUUCAUAAAUGGGCUGAAACAUGCACAGCUGUGUGAAAAGCUGGGAGAGGAAUUUCCACCUUCCUUCGACAAUCUUAUGGAUAGAGUCAGGGCCUUUGUCCGGGGAAAAGAUACAGUCAGCAAAGCGAAGGAGACGGAUGUCACACCUCGGAGGGUCGCCCCGGCAGCAAGGCCUCUUGAUAAAGGUACACCCUAUUCCCGGAAACCUGCCUUUGAUAGAAUGUUGCAUGACAGGGCAAGGCCCUCAUACUCCCCAUAUAGAUCCCGAGGGAGAGGUCCCCCUCCUUACUCCGAUAGCUUCACCCCUCUCACUAAGACCCCAAGUGAGAUACUAGCCACAGAGAGGGUAAAAAAUUCUUUCCCAAGGCCACCCCCCAUAAAACCGGGACCAAAGGCACAACCAAACGAAUACUGUGAGUUUCACAAAGGCUUCGGGCACAAAACCGAUGACUGCAUGUACCUCAAAAGGGAAAUAGAGACCGCGGUGAAAACGGGGAGGUUGGCCCACCUGGUCAAGGAAAUCAAGGAGGGGGGAGGGGACCGCAAGGGAGGAGAUGCAAGGGAGCCAGGGAGGGCAGAUGUUGAUAUGAUUAGAAGGAGGAAUGAGUUCGAUAUCACCCGAAGUGUAAAGGCCAGAAUCCUAGGCUCCCCGAACUGCAUGAAAGCUCCCAUCCUUAUGCCAUACUUAGAAGAAGGUGAGGUGCAACGACUCCCGCUGAAUAUCUCAGCUGUAAUAGCGGGACACAAGGUGUCUCGAAUACAUGUGGAUGGAGGGUCAGGCAUUGAGGUAAUAUACGAACACUGUUUUCUUAGGUUCGACAGGGAUAUAAGAGAUAGAUUGGAGGAAGAUUCUAUCCCAUUAGUGGGAUUCAACAACAGUGUGUCACAUCCCCUGGGAAAGAUCAGGCUCCCAUUCACAGUUGGGGUAGGGGAUCGGGUCCGAACGAUAAAUCUGACCUUCACAGUAGUCAGGGCACCCUCUAAGUACAAUGCGAUCUUGGGAAGACUCGGGAUUGGAGAUCUGCAGGCACAAGCAUCUACCCCCCACGGGGCUUUGGUAUUUCAAACACCAAAGGGUCUUGCAUGGGUUAAGUCCGCUUACGAAGUAGUCUCUUCCGUAUCCAAAGGGGAAGAACCAGGGAAACCCCAGGAAAAGGAGGUGGAAGAGUGGGUCCUCUGUGACAGGUUCCCAGAACAGACAGUCAAGGUGGGAAGCCACUUGAGUGACAAAUGCAAGAGUGCCCUAAAGGAGCUACUCCUCCAUAACAUAGAUGUGUUUGCAUUUCAACAUGGAGACAUGACAGGAAUCCCCAGGAGUCUAACAGAGCACCGGCUCAACACCUUCACAUGGGCGAAACCAGUGAAACAAAAGAAGCGGAACAUGGGACCUAAUAAAAGAAGGGCUACUUUUGAAGAAACUCGAAAGCUGCUCAGAGCGGGGAUAGUCAGAGAAGUUAAAUACCCAUCCUGGGUUGCCAACCCAAUCAUGGUUCAGAAAAAGGAUGGGGGGUGGAGGAUUUGCAUCGAUUUUCAAGACCUAAACAAAGCAUGUCCCAAGGACUGUUAUCCCCUCCCGGAGAUAGACACCCAGGUGGACUCUUUGUCCUAG